Leguminivora glycinivorella is the source of this 4828-nucleotide messenger RNA. It is a transcript of the gene Nlg3, whose product is annotated as neuroligin-4, Y-linked-like. Gene Ontology annotation, biological process: presynaptic membrane assembly; modulation of chemical synaptic transmission; neuron cell-cell adhesion. Gene Ontology annotation, cellular component: cell surface; postsynaptic membrane; synapse. Bases 234 to 2948 code for a protein of 904 amino acids. The transcript is spliced from 13 exons. Gene Ontology annotation, molecular function: neurexin family protein binding; signaling receptor activity. The record is from RefSeq and is a predicted model, not a curated record. Lineage: Eukaryota; Metazoa; Arthropoda; Insecta; Lepidoptera; Tortricidae.
UGUAUUUAUGACUUUGAGAUUGCCACAUCGCUUGAUUAGUAAAAAUAUUGGUUCCGAUGACCGUUUCAUCAGGCAGCGUUUUUUGGACAGUUAUGUCAACACAACGCGCCAAAGCAUGAUCAAACAGCGCUAGUGCCAACAUCCUCGAACGAAACAUUAAAAUGGUUGACUCAUAGCAUUGGUUUUUCACGUUUGCGUCUAGUAUCCAACAAAGUGGCUUUAGGAGCAGAAAAAUGUUAAUGUUGAUAAUAUUGUAUUUCAUUUCAUUUCCCGUAUUGACUACCAGGUUAGUCAAAGGUGAAACGACAAUGGAUUCUAAGUCACCACAACCUAUUAUCAGCUCCAGAGUUGUACGCACCAAAUAUGGUGACAUCAGGGGGUUCAUAGUUACACCUGAGUCCAGGUUUUUAGAACCGGUAGAAGUAUUUAGGGGAAUCCCAUAUGCUUCACCACCCGUAGGUUCCUUGAGGUUUAUGCCACCGGUGUCAGGAGCUCAAUGGUCGGGAGUUAAAAUUGCAGAAGAAUUUAGCCCAGUUUGCCCUCAAGUGCUUCCAGACAUAAGGAACGAAACAGCGGUUCUGAAGAGAAUAUCAAAAGGAAGGUUGGAAUAUUUGAAACGCAUACUUCCCUUUUUAACAAACCAAGCUGAGGAUUGUUUAUAUUUGAAUAUCUACGCGCCAGCCCAAGCUGGCGUACGAGAUGCUGUUGCCAGAUACCCGGUGCUGGUGUUCGUGCAUGGAGAAAGCUACGAAUGGAGUUCAGGAAACGCUUACGAUGGCUCUGUGCUCGCGUCGCAUGCCGGCCUUGUCGUUGUCACUAUCAACUACCGCCUAGGGAUUCUAGGAUUUCUUAACCCACGUUCAGAUGAUUACCCUCGCUCACCAGCAAAUUACGGAUUAAUGGACCAAAUCGCAGCCUUGCAUUGGAUCAAAGAGAAUGUAGCAGUUUUCGGCGGUGACCCCACUAACGUCACGCUCAUGGGGCACGGAACGGGCGCAGCCUGCGUCCAUUUUCUACUUACUUCGCUGGCUGUUCCUGAGGGUCUACUCUUUCACCGAGCCGUACUUAUGUCAGGGUCUGGCCUUAGUCCAUGGUCACUCGUAGCUGACCCAAACAAAUACGCUGCCAUAGUAGCGACACAUGCAAACUGCUCUCCAGAACUCACUCCUCCGGCACUUCUUAGAUGUUUACGGGAGCGACCGCUAGAAUCACUUAUGUCAGCACCAGCGCAAGCACCAGAUUUUUCUUAUGCAUUUGGACCUAGCGUUGAUGGAGUCGUUAUUGAUACUGGCGAUCUUCUAAUUAACCCAGAAAAUGGCUAUGACUGGGGAGGACAACCUAAACAACCCGUGGGCAAGCAAACGCAGAACGCGAUCAACAUCAUCAACGCCGUCUUGAUGCGCAAGAGUGCAGUUGCUCAGCUGACCAAGUACGACCUGAUGCUGGGGGUGACAAAGGCCGAAGCCUACUUCGCAUUCAGCGGCGACGACGUACAAUACGGAAUAGAGGCUGACAGAAGAUCCAAAAUAUUGAGGUCUUUUGUUAGAAAUACAUAUAGCUACCACUUAUCGGAAAUUUUGGCUACAAUCAUUAAUGAAUACACCGAUUGGGAGCGUCCAGUGCAACACCCUAUAAAUAUAAGAGAUGAAACUUUAGAGGCGCUAAGUGACGCCCAAGUAGUGGCUCCGAUAGUUUUGACUGCGGACACACAUUCUGCAUUGAGACGUAAUUCAUAUCUGUAUGUAUUCGACUAUCAAACGAAAUACGGAGACUAUCCACAGCGUCAAGGCUGCAUCCAUGGCGAAGAGCUGCCCUACAUUUUCGGCGCUCCGCUUGUGGGCGGGCUGGCACACUUCCCUCGGAAUUACACUAAAGCUGAAGUUGCAUUAUCCGAAUCAGUUAUGCUGUACUGGGGAAACUUCGCCAAAACUGGAAAUCCCAAUGAAGCUCAAGAAAGUGAUCCCAUACGUGCCGGAAGACAAGAACGGGCAAGGAUGAAGAACAUUGAAUGGACGGCUUAUGAGGCAGUACACAAGAAGUACAUUAGCAUAGAUACAAAGUCCAAAUUAAAAAAUCACUACCGGGCCCACAGGCUUUCAUUCUGGUUGAAUCUUGUACCAGACCUUCACCGACCAGGGGGAGAAGAUGUUCCGUCGUCCCAUCACCAACUUGACAAUGACGAUUCGUCUCUACAACCGACUAUAAAAACAUACAUCCCGCCGCUUAAGAAAACGACUGAUUUAGUGCUAAUAGAUACAGGAGUUCCGACUAAGUUACCUAUUCUGAACGUAAAUAAUAUAACUUCUCCAUUAAACAUUAAUAUUAUUGGAGUAAUUGCUCCCACUCAAAGUACGGCAGGAGGUACAGAUGUUCAUAAAUUAGAAACACCUACAAACUCCGUACCAGAAGAUGGAUUUGCGGCAUACUCGACUGCAUUAAGCGUGACUAUAGCUAUAGGAUGCUCGUUAUUAAUUCUUAAUGUUCUCAUAUUCGCGGGCGUGUACUACCAAAGAGACAAAACAAGAAUGAAUGGUCAAGAUGCUCACGCGAAUGGCUCGCAUUUAAAAAAACGAGUCGAAAAUGGUCAGAUGCCUAAUAAUAUUUGCGGAGAUCUUGAAGGAGCGCUUUCUUAUCAAACGAGCCUCAAAACCGAUCCAGCAACGAUACUCGGUCACCACCAUACACAUUCACAUCACCAAUUGCCUCCGCCCGAGUUCGCAGAUUUGCCAAGUAAUAAUGUAACAAGUAUGGCUACAUUGCCCCGCGCACCACCUCCGCCCAAGUUGGGAAAAAGUAAUAUAAAUACACUGGCCAGCGGCCAGUUGCCUGAGAAUCAGCCGUUACUCUCUGCACAUCAAAUGCAGAUGAUAAACACCAAUACUUUGACUAAAAAAAACACACAGUUGAACUCCAAGUCGAACGUGACGAUGGAGGAGCUGCGUGUGUGACGCCAGCGCGCCUGACUGCAACGGGCGGGCAGUUGCAGCGACGUGGUUCAUCACGACGAGAUUGUGUGACUUGAGCCGGACCUUCUCAAGUGUCUUACAGAUUACAUAUAGUCUGACGAGUUAUCUCGGUGCCACUUUGAAGGUGAAUCUUGACUGACUGUUCAUUCAAAUCGAUGAAGAUAUAGUAUAGUGUAAUUCAAUACACCGUGGGGUAAGUAUAAUUAUUGCCGUAAACACAUGAAACGUAGUAAAACUACAGUGAACUAAAAGUGCAAAGAAGCACUAGUGUAGUUAAGUUGAAACUAAUAUAGUUAUAAAUGAUUGUAAAUAUAAAUAAUUAUGUAAAUACAAAGUCCUAUUGGUAUGUAAAUAUAUAUGUAGUAGACAGUUCAGUGGCAUAUCCAUCCUUAUAACAACUAUUUUAAUUAUAAUAGGGUGAGUUAGUAUUAAUGACUGUAUGGCGUGUGUAAUAGUGGUGAUUUCAGUCUUUUAUUAAAUCAUUCUUAAAAUUACGUUUUAGUUAACAGAUUAUGUUUUGGCAAACAUUUAAUAGUAGACUGAAAUAACGAAUCGGUGAAUUUAGUAAAAUAUUACCUAAUUAAUAGCGUCGAUCAUAAUUUUUUAAAUAUUACAGAACACCAACUUAUUGCUGCUAUAUACUAAUUAGUAGAAGCUAUAAUCGAUUUGUCACUACUAAUGUACGAGUAAUAGUUGUGUAAAUGUAAUCAUAUAUGAGCUGAAUUAGUUAUCAACUGUAGAAACAACAUUUUCAGAUAGAAAAAUGCUAUAAUACCUUUAUUAUUGUAAGUAACAACUAGUGACAGUGUGUAUUUUUAAGAUUGUACAUAGAGUUAAUUAUAAAAUAAACUAUAACUUUUCAGAUAAUAAUUUGAAUUUAUAGCCGGCAGUGAAAACAAACUCGGAUAAUUAAUAAAAUUUUACAUGUACCAUUCAAUUAUAGUCUUGUUUCAAGAAUUAAUGUGAUUUAAACAAGGUUAGCAGGUUAAAGUGUAUUAUUGACAUUUUACUUAUCAAUCUGUGUGGGUAAAUAGUUAGUAGGUUCUUAUACAAUUUUGCACAUGAUUGUAUCAAUAACAAGCCAAUCUAAUGCCUACCGAAUCAUUAUACAUAUAGGUACGAUGUAGGUAAUACUUGUAAUGUUUUCCCUAAUCGAAUUGCGAAAUGAUUAUUAACUAGUUACUCAAUAAAUUACCUACAAUUUUAAACGAUGUGUCCUAAGGUUCCGUUGCAUCAAAACCGUCUGAUGCCGAAUUUAGUGUUCGCUAAAAUUUGUGUCAUGGGAAUAUUCCAUAAACUUCAACUGCGUGACAAUGACUGUGUUUGAUGCAACUGGCUCUAAGUACCUACCUCUCAGGCUUUGUAGAAAAGAUUUGCCUUCGUAUUGUUACGGAAACGUACGAAUUUCAGUCAGUGCAAGAUGUACUGACAUUGACUGAACUAUAUUGACAAAUACGAAAGAAAACGUUUUCGCAUUACAUCUGUAAGUACGAUUCCGCGUAUUCAAGUAUCUGAGAGAUACGUUUUAGCGCAGAUCAGUGUGCCUUAGUGAUCUAAAAGGAACUCAAUCAGAGAACACUGCCACGAAAAAAUGAUUUUUUUGUUUCUACAGUUAAUAACUACUUUUUUUGUUUCUGACAUAGACGGACCAAUAGUUAUAUGUAAAUAUGUAAAUAUAUUAAGAUAAUCCUGUAUCAGGCAGUAAGUAGGGUUCCCUUUUUAUUUUAUUACAAUAAGUACUUAAAUUGUGACUGAAUUGAAGUAUCUAUACGUAGUACCUAAUUAAACAAUUAAAGACAGUUAGAGUUCAAUAUAAAUGCACUAUUAUUAUUCUUCUCAGUAGGCCAUUUUCAGACACAUCA